Molecule: messenger RNA, 3096 nt
Organism: Coprinopsis cinerea okayama7#130
Lineage: Eukaryota; Fungi; Basidiomycota; Agaricomycetes; Agaricales; Psathyrellaceae
Exons: 12
Coding region: 1-3096 (1031 amino acids)
Biological process (GO): proton transmembrane transport
Cellular component (GO): membrane
Molecular function (GO): antiporter activity
Source: RefSeq, a predicted model, not a curated record
AUGCCUGAGUUUUCAAGACAAGUGGUAUCCCUGUUUUCGAAACGAGCGAGUGCCACGGAACCGGGAGGUCUGCUCGCUGGGAAAGACCCAACUGAAUUCAACCCGCUCGAACCAAUACGACUAUGGAUCGUUCAACUAGGAAUCAUCAUCUGUACGGCGACCCUUCUCUCGCUCGCCCUUCGUAAACUGCGCCAGCCAAAAGUCAUCGCUGAAGUGCUGGGCGGAAUCAUCCUCGGUCCCACAGCGUUCGGCCGCAUCCCAGGUUUCACGGAACACAUCUUCCCACACGAAUCCCGGCCCUACCUCAUGCUCACAGCCAACAUCGGCCUCUGCCUCUUCCUCUUCCUCGUCGGCCUCGAAAUCGAUGCUGGCAUCAUCAAGCGCAAUGCUCGCCUUUCGGCUAUGGUCGCGCUGGCGGGUAUGGUCCUACCGUUUGGCAUCGGCGCGGGCCUCGCUGUGCCCAUCUUCAACCGCUUCAUCGACGACGAUGUGGAGUUUACGCAUUUCAUGUUGUUCACUGGCGUGGCGUUUUCGAUUACGGCGUUCCCUGUCCUUUGUAGGAUUUUGACGGAGCUCAAGCUGUUGGAUACGACGGUGGGGAUUGUGGUGCUUAGUGCUGGUGUGGGGAAUGAUAUCAUCGGAUGGGUGCUUUUGGCGCUGAGCGUUGCGUUGGUGAACGCCGGUUCCGGUCUUACAGCUCUCUACAUCCUCCUCGUCUCAGUGGGAUGGACGCUCUUCAUCCUGUUCCCCGUCAAGUACGCCAUGAAAUGGUUCGCCAAAGUCUCUGGAUCCAUCGAAAACGGCCCGUCCGUCUUCUUCAUGACAGUGACGAUGAUCGUACUCUUUGGCUCAGCCUUCUUCACGGAUAUUAUCGGUGUACACGCUAUCUUUGGUGCCUUCCUCGCAGGCCUCGUGGUACCGAGAGAAGGUGGACUCGCCAUUUCGUUGACUGAGAAGUUGGAGGAUAUGGUAGCGGUUAUCUUCCUUCCCUUGUACUUCACUCUCUCAGGGCUGUCGACUGAUUUGGGUCUUUUGAAUGACGGUAUCACCUGGGCUUUCACCAUCGCUAUCAUCGUCACCGCCUUCCUCGGCAAGUUUGGUGGAUGUACACUCGCCGCGCGGUACGCGGCUCGAUUCGACUGGAGGGAGAGUAUGACUAUUGGCUCGUUGAUGAGCUGCAAGGGGUUGGUUGAACUCAUCGUCCUUAAUGUCGGUCUCGCUGCUGGCAUCCUCUCUCGGCGCGUGUUCUCGAUGUUCGUCCUGGAGGCACUCGUCCUUACCUUCGCCACUACACCCCUCGUGGUAUUUUUCUACCCGCCCGAGUUCCGUGUCCGAAUUGUCACCGCCAAUACGCACCAAAAGCACCACCACCACGGAGGCAAAGGUCAUGACAUCGAGAAGCCCGGAGCGCCCAAGGAGAAUCGCGAAUACAAGACCCGAUUCACAGUCGUGCUCGAUAAAUUCGAGCAUCUGGGAAGUAUCAUGGCGCUCGUCCAGUUGGUCAACCCUCCUCCGCCUCCGUAUUCAGAGGACCAGUUGAAGAAGAGGCCGUCUAUUGGCAGUGUCAAGUCGAACGCCUCGUCCACGGCUUCCAAGGAACUCAUCCCGCCCACCCGCAUCGAGGCUCUCCGCGUUUUCGAGCUCUCUGACCGAACAUCCGCAGUCAUGAAAUCCGCGACGGCCGAGACUAUCCUCCACUCCGACCCGCUGCUUUCGACGUUUAGGAUGUACGGCGUCCUGAACAACAUUGACACCCACCCUGCAGUUGCGAUCCUCAAGUUUGACGAGUUGGCGGCGGGUGUGGCUGAGCACGCGAAGGACAGCGGGAGUGAUAUGAUUUUGGUGCCUUGGUUGCCGCCUUCUCCUGGAGGAGGUGUCACUUCGAAUACAGGGGUGGCGUAUGUGAAUGAGAAGAUGGCUGCGUCGCCUACCCCUGGGACGGCGACGCCUGCGGUGCACGCUGAGGGCUCGGCGCCCGGUACGCCAGCUGCUAGAUCACCGACGUCUUCCAACCCCUUUGAGAUGCUCUUCAAAUCCACCCUGGGCGGUCCAGUAGUCCAAGAACUCCCCACCUCGGUCAUCCACUCCCAGUUCGUGCGAAGUGUGUUUAUGCAUGCCUCGACGGACGUUGCCCUGUUUGUCGACCAGUCGAUGAUCUCCGCCCGGACGGCUUCGUAUGGGAAUGUCACAUUUGGAGCGGGGAGCCGUCAGCAUUUGUUUUUGCCGUUCUUUGGAGGUCCUGAUGACCGGUUGGCCUUGGAGUUUUUGGUGCAGAUUGUGGAGAGGGAUCCGAGCUUGACUGCGACUGUGGUUAGGAUUACGAAGAGGGAGAAGGAUGAUAUGGAGAGGGCGGAGGGAGAGAAACCGCCGUUGCCGCAGAUGCCUACUAUCUCUUCGGAAAUGCCCGGAGACUUCCCUGAUACUUUCUACGGUGAACAAACGACGCAGACUCGACUUCAAUCCGAUACCGCUGAUAACCUCGUUUGGGGACGCUUUGUUCCUUCAUCGAGUGUCGCCGGAGACGCGAUUCAGGAGGAGGACAAGGAGGACAAGGAGGAAUCCGGGAGCGACUCUAGAUCUUCGACAUCAUCUUCCUCGCUUGCGCUCUCGACCAGCAUCCCGAGAAUAGACUUCAAACAAAUUGAUACCCACGCACCGCUACACGCUGCUCUCCAAGAGGCGCUCAAGUACACUGCUAAUGCGAUUACGACUGAUGACACGACUACGACACGACCUGACGACAAUGGAAGUACUGAUGAUAAUAAAGUUGAAGAUGAGGGAUCUUCGAGUGGAAGGGACGACGACGGAGUAAUUGCGCUUGAGCACCGACAGAAGGAUGCCAAGACUACGCAGACGGCUGCUACUACACAGACUGGUAAUACUGGACGACGGAAGCUUCGUGGCCCGCUCAUCGUCCUCACUGGCCGUUCGAGGCGGUUGGCUGUUGAGAACCAUAGGAAGGAGUUGACCGAGUUGAUGGAUGAGUUUGGGCCUAUUGGAGCGGAGGUUAGGAAGACUGUUGGGGAUGUUGCGACUGCGUUUGCUGCUGCGGGUGUGGGUAAUGGUGUUGUUGUUUUCCAGGCUGCUGUACAGUGA